AUGGCAAGUUCACCGUUUGCUUCUGCAGAACACAGUUUUUACGGAGUCAAGGACAAGUUGAGUCCUUCGAACCGAAGCUAUGGAGGUGUCGAAGAAGAAAGAAUGCAAAUCCUUUUUUCAGAAGCGGAAGAUUGGGAAGAGUCCCAGGACAUCAGCUCCUUUUCAGAUUACAGAUUUCAUGGCAGUGACAUGAUGAAGAAGCAAGCUCCUUUUUCCGAGUAUCAACGGCAAGAGCAGCUACAACAAUUGUUAUCAGAUUAUGGGCUCCUUGAUAAUCUGCAAUACGAUAUUGCCUCUCCCCCUAUCCAGACUAGUCUAGAUGAGAUCGCAAAGUUCAGCAGAAUCUCUACUGAGCUGCAAGAUAUCAUUGAGGCCAGGAAGGACAAGCCGUUCCAGUUUCCUUUAACAUCACUCGAGCUUCUGAAGAACUGUGGAAGCAGGUUGCGACGGCUGAGCGGAGAUGGGGUACUCAAUCCAAACACUGAGAACAACAAGGCCGAGCUGUCUGCUUCCGAAACCAUGAGGAUUGCUAGCGCCAAAUUUAUCCAGUCAUCUUCUGUGGCAGCCGUUGAUCUUGUGCUGCCUGGCCAUCCUUAUGAUUAUCAUUUCUCUUGCUCAUCAGAAGACGAGGUAAGGAACGUACAACUUGCUGAGAUCCUCCUAGGUGCUGCUGAGAAAGUGGGAUGUCAGCAGUUCGAUGCAGCGAGCAAAUUGCUCAACCAGUGUGAUGAGUUAUGCUGCAACACAGGUAAUCCGGUAGAACGGGUAGUGUACUAUAUUUCUGAAGCCCUUAGAGAGAAGAUUGAUCGGGAAACGGGAAGAAUCAGCAUAAAGGGCCUGGGAAAGAAGAUGAACCUUGAUCUAGAUGAAGACAUCAUGAGGCCAAGCCCUCCUAUCAUGUUGAGUCACCAACUAGUCCCGUUCUCUCAGAUACAGCAAUUCUCCGCAAUACAGACCAUCAUGGAGAACGUGGCGGAGGCUAAGAAAGUUCAUGUGGUUGACUUUGGGAUAUGGAGUGGCGUCCAGUGGACGGUCCUAAUGCAAGCCCUCAUGAAUCGACGUGAAUGCUCCCUAGAGCUGUUGAAGAUAACAGCCAUAGGUACUUGUUCCCAGCAAGCGAUUGAGGACACAGGUAAAAGGCUGGAGACUUUCGCUCGACUGUUCCACGUACCGUUUUCUUUCAAAAUAAUCAUGUUGCAGGACAUGCUCGAACUCAAGGAGGAUCUUUUUGAUCUGGACAAGGAAGAAUUCAUUGUCGUCUAUGCUCGGUUCCUCCUUAAAACGAUGAUUCCUCAGCCUGAGAGGCUCGAGUCUGUCAUGAAAGUGAUUAAAAAGCUAAACCCAUGUGUGAUGAUGGUCACCGAAGUCGAGUCAAACCACAACUCACCAGCUUUCACACAUCGGUUCCCUGAAGUGCUUUUCUACUACAGUGCAUACUUCGAUUGUCUUGAAGAGUGUACGGAGCGAGAUGAUGAGAACAGAACAGUUCUCGAAUCUGUGUACUCGGGCCAAGGGAUUAGGACCAUACUGGCAGCUGAAGGAGAGGAAAGGAAUAUUCGGAACAUAAAAAUCGAUGUCUGGAGAGCAUUCUUCAGUCGGUUUGGAAUGGUCGAGGUAGAUUUGGGCACGGCAUCGCUAUAUCAAGCAAAUUUGAUGGUAAAGAAAUUUCCUUGUGGAAGUUCUUGCACGCUUGAAAUGAAUGGAAAAUGCCUGAUUAUUGGGUGGAAGGGCACGCCUAUUCAUUCUCUUUCUGCAUGGCAAUUCAAAUAACAAGUGUUUAUAGUAGCAUGAUCACAUACUUGCUCCAUACCU
Messenger RNA from Eucalyptus grandis, 1812 nucleotides. RefSeq names its product DELLA protein RGL1. The transcript has a single exon. The coding region runs from base 1 to 1770 and encodes 589 amino acids. Gene Ontology annotation, cellular component: nucleus. NCBI's taxonomy places the organism in Eukaryota, Viridiplantae, Streptophyta, Magnoliopsida, Myrtales, Myrtaceae. The record is from RefSeq and is a predicted model, not a curated record. Gene Ontology annotation, molecular function: DNA-binding transcription factor activity; sequence-specific DNA binding. Gene Ontology annotation, biological process: regulation of DNA-templated transcription.